AUGAUGAUGCGCGUCGCAUUUCCGUGGACAACAGAGCUCAUUUUGGGUAAAGCUGGCAAUGCUCGAGAAGAAAUUAAAUUCCUAAGAGAUGAAAAGAGUGCUCAUGUUUUUGAAGAUCCCGAGAUUGGCCUCGCAGCCGACGACGUCCGGCCGAUGAAGCCGUCGCUGCAUGAGGGAAAUAAGAAGAAGGCGGAUUCUGGAGAUGGGAAAAGUGCUCAUGAUUUUGAAGAUCCUGAGAUAGGCCUUAUGGGUGAUGACGUCCGACCGAUUGAGUCGUCGGUGUCCAAGGAAAAAGAAAAAAGGCCAAGGAAAAAGAAGAAGGUGGAUUCUAGAGAUGGGAAGAGUGCUCAUGAUUUUGAAGAUCCCGAGAUUGGCCUUGUUGGUGACGACGUCCGACCGAUUGAGUCGUCGCUGCCUAAGGACAAAAUAAGAAAGAGGGAUUUUGAAGACAAACGCGCACUUGAUACAACCAAACCAGCAUUAUAUCUUGAAGCGAAUAACACGGCGAUGGCUGAUGGAGUUAUGCGGAUUUUGCACAAAUUGCAGCUGACUCAUUGGGCCAGGCCCAAGCGGAAUAUUCUUGCGCUUUCUUCACGUGGCAUCGUUGCGAUGCGUACGAAAGUAGGAAGGUUAAAGCUGGGUUUAUCACUGAGAACAGGUACGCCAUGCUCCUUGGCCAACUUACAGGCGUUUUCGCUUAUGUCAGCCGACUUGGUAUUCAACCAGAUCCAUGAUAAAAAAGGUUUGUCCAAGAAAUCCAAGUUUGGACAGCGUUUAGUCAGCAGUUCAAUCGCGUGUACACGCCACUUGGGCGUAACAUCCCACGUCUUCUGCAGCACCGUCCUCGGGUGUAAGGCCCACAACACUACAUAUACGCAGCACCGUGCAAGACCAGAUCUUGGUCCAGCUCGUCAUGACCCAGACCAUAAUUUGACGGGUUUCACUCAGCUGUUUAAUCUACUCACGUUGGUGAACAAGUAA
Peronospora belbahrii is the source of this 981-nucleotide messenger RNA. The record is from the annotation of a GenBank genome assembly. NCBI's taxonomy places the organism in Eukaryota, Oomycota, Peronosporomycetes, Peronosporales, Peronosporaceae.